GGGAACCAGACCCCUCCAAGAGCACCCCAAGGGAACCCAACCCCGGGCGUUCAUCUCAUUCACCAACCUUCCACUAGGUUACUCCAACAAAACGAGGACGACUUAUCAUCAUCGACAUCCCAUCCUAUCCCUUAAAAGGACGAGCCCAAUGCGGUCAACUCCCACCCGCUUUCUUUCCAGCAUCAACUCGCAUCUCUCUGCAGCAACAUCAAACAUGAAGCUCCUCUACCCCACCUCUCUCAAGCUGGACGUCUCCCAGAUCGAAGGAUUCCCUUCCGUCACGCUCCACCCCUACGACGUCAAGGCUCCCAUUCCCGAGGAGCACGUCGAUGCCGAGAUCCUCGUCACCUGGACCAACUCCUCCGACAAUCUCAAAGAUGCCGUCAACCGUCUGACCAAGCUGCGCUGGAUCCAGUCUCUCGCCGCCGGUCCCAAUGACGUUCUCAGCGCCGGCUUCGACACCUCCAAGGUUGCCGUCACCACCGGCUCCGGUCUCCACGACCACACCGUUGCCGAGCAUACCCUUGGUCUCCUUCUCAAUGCCGCCCGCAGAUUUUACGAGAUGCGGGAUUACCAGCUCCAGGGCAAGUGGCCCGGUCACCUCGGCGGUCCCCAGCCCGAUCGCCCCGCCGAUAGAUUCACCACCCUCCGUGACGCUCGCGUCUUGAUUUGGGGCUUCGGAAAUAUCGCAAAGACUCUCACCCCCUCUCUUGUGCAACUUGGAUCCCACGUUCGCGGAGUUGCCCGCCGUCAAGGUGUCCGCAAUGGAAUCGAGGUAUACUCUGAGGACAAGCUUGCCGAGCUUCUACCAGAGACCGACGCCUUGGUCAUGAUCCUCCCUGGCGACCCAUCCACAAGGCACGCUCUCAAUGCCGAGAGGCUGAAGCUGCUUCCCAAGCACGCCUGGGUGGUCAACGUCGGACGCGGCACCUCCAUCGAUGAGGAUGCCCUCUACGAUGCUCUAGUAGAGGAGAGGAUUGGCGGUGCCGCUCUCGACGUGUUCGAGACAGAACCUCUUCCUGAGCCAAGCAAGCUCUGGAAGGCCCCCAACCUUAUUCUCAGCCCACACGCGGCCGGCGGCAGGCCACAGGGUGCCGAACAGUUGAUCGUCGAGAAUUUGAGAAAGUUCUUGGCCGGUCAGCAGUUGAAGAACCUCAUUUAAGCGUUUCCUGAUUUGUUUGGAUUUUGGGAUUUGAAAAGAAAUAGCAUCUAUAAGGUCAAAGCGAUUUAUCAAAGGGUCGAAUAUAAUACACCAUGACUUCAAUCACCAUCACUCCCUGCGCCUUUUGUUUGGUUUUUCCAGAAAAUCCUUGUGCUCCCGCGUCUCGAGCGACUGUCCUCGCUUUGUCCGGGUUGCAGUUCCGGAAAUUGACAACAAGCUUACCAGAAGUUUACGAGUCUAGACUUUCGCACCCACCCGUUCAGAUUGCCCUCCUGUGGCUAGAAUCUAACGAGCAUUCCCGAAAAGCC
Molecule: messenger RNA, 1470 nt
Organism: Neurospora crassa OR74A
Lineage: Eukaryota; Fungi; Ascomycota; Sordariomycetes; Sordariales; Sordariaceae
Product: D-isomer specific 2-hydroxyacid dehydrogenase
Exons: 1
Coding region: 149-1162 (337 amino acids)
Molecular function (GO): NAD binding
Source: RefSeq, a predicted model, not a curated record